GGAAAAAGUAGUUUCUUUUGGCAUGAUAUUUCGAUUUUACAUUUGCGAUAAUGGAAACUAGAAAGUUGAAGAGAAACGGCAACGACCGUACGGAUCCGAAAAAAUGUUCUGGAGCUGGCGAGAAGUCGGCUUCGAGAAAAAAGCUACAAAAAGAGCUAGAAGCUUCCAUUGCAGAGAUCAAUUCCCUGAAAGCGAAACUCCAAGAAAUGGAAAACAGCGUAAAUCUCGGUUCGCCAUCGGUAACGGAAUUCGAAGAGCAUUUUCCGCAAGCUCAGUCCAGCGCAAUUCGCACCGAGCGGCCCGUUACUGCAAGUGAAUCAUUGAUGAUGGCUUCGGUAACGAACCUCUCAAUGAGUACGCUGAAUGUGCCGGAGUGUAAACCCUCUGAAGGAGAAUUCGAAGUGGACAAACAAGCAUACCUGCGCUGGAAGGAGAUUUUAGACACAUCACUGAACCUAAUCAGCACUACCGAUGAGCGGACGAAAAUGGGGAUUUUUAAAAUCAAGGCUGGAGCAGGACUGCUGGAGAUCUUCAAUGGUACGGUUUCGGAACCGAGCAUGCCAGAUGAAAAGACAGCCCCGUAUUCGAAUGCCAUCGCUCGUCUUGACAACUAUUACGGGUCAAGAGCAUACCUACUAUCCCAACGAAGCAAAAUGAUGAACAUAAUCCAGUCGCCAGAUGAAGAGAACAUCCCAUUCGUACGUCGUAUCGGUGUAGCUGCCAAGUUGUGUGAGUACAGUAAUGAAGAGGAGAUGGAGGCGAUUACAAGAACUAUCACGAAGGGAACCAAUGAUAGUGCCGUGCGUUCUCUAGCAUAUCGGAAUUGGACCAAACAGGGAUCUAUGAAAGAUCUCAUUGAUAUGGUUCGAGACAGUGAGAUCGAGAAGCUCAACGAAGCAGAAUUCCAACGUAAACAAAUAGCACUGCAACCCGCCGUUGUUGCCGCAGUUUCACAUCAGGGAACCAGUUACACGCAACACACUCGUGGCCGCGGUGCUUACCAACAAUUUCGCGGCAACGGGAGAGGACGGUUUGAGCCACGCGGUCAGGAUGCGUCACGUACAAAAUUUUGCUGGAGGUGCAGAAGUGUUUUUCAUUCCCCACUACAAUGUCCUGUUUCUGACAAAGUGUGCCGAGUAUGCAAUCGCGUAGGGCAUAUUGCUCGCGCAUGUACGGAACGUUUUAUACAAAACAGAUCUGGACAGAAGCGCUCGAGUGACACUAGUGACGAUCAACCGCCACGGAAGAUAGCGGUACUGGCGAAAAUGGAGAAUGAAGCCCAGGAAGCGACACAAGCGAUGACACAGGUACAGGAUUCAGCUAAAGAUGAAUAA
Molecule: messenger RNA, 1334 nt
Organism: Aedes albopictus (Asian tiger mosquito)
Lineage: Eukaryota; Metazoa; Arthropoda; Insecta; Diptera; Culicidae
Exons: 2
Coding region: 51-1334 (427 amino acids)
Molecular function (GO): zinc ion binding; nucleic acid binding
Source: RefSeq, a predicted model, not a curated record